This is a messenger RNA of Mercenaria mercenaria, 1006 nucleotides long. Its product is annotated as ovoinhibitor-like. Bases 137 to 892 code for a protein of 251 amino acids. Gene Ontology annotation, molecular function: protein binding. NCBI's taxonomy places the organism in Eukaryota, Metazoa, Mollusca, Bivalvia, Venerida, Veneridae. The record is from RefSeq and is a predicted model, not a curated record. The transcript is spliced from 6 exons.
UAAAAUCUAUUAAUAGAAUACUUAUAUCAAAUUACAGUGACAGUGACGGCCUGGUUUUCGUCCAUGCCAGAUAAGGACUUUAUCUGAUAAAGAGACAUUUAUUUCAUUAUUCUUUAUAUUUGUAGGCCUACAUAAAAUGUCGAAAUCAAUCGUAUGUAUUUUACUGUGCUUGGGGACUGUGCGUGGCAAUAUCCGGCAGGUUUUGUUGCCAGGUGGCGGCCCUGCGUCAUCAUAUUAUGGACAGGCACAUUGUGACGUAAUCUGUGACGAGGAAUCAUACGCUACUACGUCCGUCUGUGCUACUGACGGAAAAUUGUACAAAACGCAAUGUGAGUAUCAGAAUGCCCAGUGUAAGGCAGCAAAGAGUGGAGAUGUACUCGGUAUAACAAGUUACGGGGCUUGUGUGACCUUAGACUCAACUUGUGACGUUGCUCUUCAGACGAGAUGUUUUCCGCAUCGUAUAUUGAUGAACACCGGAAGUGGCGAUGGGUUUGAACCUAUCUGUGGUUCAAAUAAUGUAACUUAUGGUAGUGUAUGUGAGUUCCGUACAGCCCAGUGCCACAAUGAACAGAUGCCAACACUCUACGAACCACUGACUCUGCUCCACACUGGCGAGUGCCAGCUUGAUACAGCAAACCUUUUAAUGGUGAAUUGCUCACAUUAUACGAUGUCGAACUCAGGACUCGCUAUAGAGGGAGGUGCACAUGUUUACCCCCACGGAACAGCUUGUCCUAAGAAUUAUCACCCGAUUUGCACACUAGAUGGCAGAACCUACUCAAAUGAAUGCAUGUACUGCAACUUUCUGAUAGCCACUCAUAGCCUACCCAAGAACAGUUUCGUAACAUAUGCUCGCCACGAUGGCCGUUGCACGAGCGCUGAAAUAUUUGGUUAAUACAACUGCGAUACAACCCAGAAGUUCUACAGUUUCUAUAUUUUCUUGUUACUGUAAUAAAAGUUUUAUGGAGAUCACACAUUUUACAGAAAUAAAACUCACAUGUCAUUAAUA